ACCCCGCUGGCGCCUUAAUUUGGCGUCAUUUGUAUUAUGGGAUGUAUAGUACAAAAUCGAUACGUAGUGUUAUCACAGACAAAGACACUGGAUAAUGUAAAUAUUACAAAUUACUGCUAUUUAUUCAGGUCUUUCUGUUACUUUAUGACACUGAAAUAUAUUCUAACUGGUAACUUAAAGUCAAGUCUGAUGUAAUAUAAUGUCAGAAUAGCACUUCUGUAUGAGGUUUUAAGAAAUAUUUUUAACAAUUAAAACACAGGAAAAGGUGGAUUUUUUGUGCAUGCUUAUCGAUAUAUUAGGUAAUAACAAAAUUGUUUUUUAACAGAAACAUUAUCUCAAGAUGAGUUUGGUGUUUGACAAAAAUUGAUUAAGUGCACAUUUUAUAAACUAUAAUUUUUUUCAAUGCAAUUAUAGCUAUCACGUGCUUCAUACUAACAAUGGCAUACAUUUUUUAUUAAUUCAAACAAUGUUACACAGCAAAAUGAAAUUACUUUUAAAGGAAAACACAAAGUCCAUUGUUUGGUUUUUUUAUAUCUAAUUAAUGUUACAAUUAAUGUUACAAAUAAGAAAAAAAUAUCGAUCAAAUCUGAGCACGCAACAAAAACAUUCAGAGUAGACCAAGGUUACACCAAAACAUCAGUUGAUAAAAUUAAACAACUACAUCGACAAAUGAGGAAUGUUUUGUUCUCCACGUAAUGAUCAUUAUCUCCAUGGAAAGAACAAGACAAUCAGAUUCCAAGUGUAGCGUAUAAAAAGUCUCAGACGAUAAGUUUUCUCUGUGAAAAAAAAUGAGAGUUGUCCAUGUACGUAACACACAAUAAUUUAUUUUCUGGAUAGUAAAUUAACUUUUUACUUUUACUUUGUGUGUUAUAACUGGUCUUCUCUUCAAUUUUGCCUGUUUUGCGAUCAGACGAACACGCUAAAUAUUUACCAUUGAAUUUGGGACUUAAAUCAUCAUUCUUUAUGCAUGAUAUACAACAGUAAUUUAAAGAUCGAUCAUUUUAACCUAAUGUGUAAAAUUGUGAUGAACUAUUUCUUUAACAUUUGAAAGAAUUUGAAGGAUUAAUAACCAGCAGAUAGAUACUUAUUCGAGCGCAUUGUAUUAGGACGUUGAAGGAAUAAGCAAAAACUAUAAACACCUUAACGCGAGGAUUUAAAAUACAACAUUGAGUGCCUGUAAUGAAUGUAAAUCUCAUUUAAAAACCAGUUCAGAGCUUGGCUUCUAGUCUGAUUGCGAUCUGUGGAAAUAUUCUUAAAUCCCUCAGAACAAUAUUGUUGCGAAAAGAAGUUAAUUGUAAGAUUGGUAACUGGCUAUUUUAAAUGUCUUUACAACGAGCCUGCGCUUUGUGUCCAGUUGACCGUUUUACAUUUAAAUGAUUCGAUACGUACGUAUUUGUUGAGCUUCAUACAUUGAUUACCGAUGAACCAACUGCCCUGGAGGACAAUACCUUCUGACAAUCAGUCAACAGACCAAGGGACCGGGAGAUUUAUGAAUACUCCAGCGAUAUGUUUGUACCCAGGAUAACAAAGAUAUGUCUUACUGACGGAUCUGACGGUCUCUUUAUCAAGUGGACGGUACCGGCAUCACCUACCAAUAUAGUUGGUUAUGUAUUGGCCUUCAGAAGAAGUGACCUUGACCUUAAUUACAGCAGUGUCACAUUGAUAGGUGCAAAUGUGUCAAGCCAUGUCAUAGCAUUGUCCCGCUCAAGUCAGCGCUAUGACAUAAAGAUUUCAGCAUUUACAAGCAUGGAAUUUGGGGAUUUCUCUGACCCAAUCACCUGGUGCUCGUCGGGAUUUCAGUAUCCACGACGCCAAAACUUUUUACCAAUUCCAAUCAUUACAAAGAUUGUAUCUACUCAUGGAGGACACUCCAUUCAUGUCUAUUGGAAGAUCCCAGUGGACGUGUCUAGUUUAAUUGUAGAUAAUUUCUUAGUGUUAUAUAAAAGAUGUGGGCUUGAUACCGAUUUUAAGGAGAAACUUGUUCCCGGAAGUGAAGUCAUAAGCCACGAGAUUAUCGGACUAAGCGAGUGUACGCUAUACGAAGUACGAGUGGCGGCAUGUACUUCCAAACUGCGCGGGGGGUGUUCUGCCCCUGCCAUGAUUAGAACUGGGGUAACCAAGCCGAACUCGGUGAAGCUGAAGACGUCAAGAGCUCCUGAUUAUAAGCCCAGAAUUAUGAAGUUAUUUGAAACGAUAGGAGACAAACGAACCUUACACAUAUCAUGGCAGGUACCAGAUCACGUGACGUACCCACCAGUUGACGGAUACGUCAUUGCAAUAAGAAAGACAUCCAGUUACGAGACACCUUAUACGAAACAUUAUGUUAAAGAUCCACAAAAGGACAGUCACGUGAUCCAUGACAUUCACGAGCAUUAUCCUUAUGAAAUCAAAAUGGCAGCCUUCAACGCCUUUGGAGAAGGAAAAUUCACCAGAUGUGUAGUUGUCGACAAGAGCACGGUGAAAACCAAAGCGCGAACUCCACAGCAACUGCCAAAGAAAAUCAGAAAAUUAUUUCCUACAUAUUUUGUGGGAAAUAUCACAUAAUUAACAGACUAAAGCAAGCAAGAAAUAUAGCAAUGUCUUACAUGUAUAUGCAUCAUUUCACACUGUUAUGUGCAAAUAAAAUAUUUUUCAGACA
Molecule: messenger RNA, 2638 nt
Organism: Magallana angulata
Lineage: Eukaryota; Metazoa; Mollusca; Bivalvia; Ostreida; Ostreidae
Product: twitchin-like
Exons: 10
Coding region: 1507-2544 (345 amino acids)
Molecular function (GO): protein binding
Source: RefSeq, a predicted model, not a curated record